Molecule: messenger RNA, 1137 nt
Organism: Ostrea edulis (European flat oyster)
Lineage: Eukaryota; Metazoa; Mollusca; Bivalvia; Ostreida; Ostreidae
Product: probable G-protein coupled receptor 139
Exons: 1
Coding region: 1-1137 (378 amino acids)
Biological process (GO): G protein-coupled receptor signaling pathway
Cellular component (GO): plasma membrane
Molecular function (GO): G protein-coupled receptor activity
Source: RefSeq, a predicted model, not a curated record
AUGCACUCAAAAGACUAUGAAAAUGUUUUUAUGAAGUAUGAAUCAUUCCGAAUUAAAAAGUUUAUUGCAGUGUAUAUUUCACCUGUAAUUCUCAUUGUUGGAACGACCGGGAAUAUCAUUUCUUUCUUCAUUUUGCGGAGGAAUAUGUUUCGGAUAUCUACAUAUUUUUACUUGGCUGUUCUUGCGAUAGCGGAUCUAAUUGUUUUACAGUUCGGUCUUCUCCGGGACUGGAUCGGACAGAUUUCCGGAUACGAUAUUCAAAAUGCCAGUGAUUUAUCCUGUAAGAUACUCGUGUGUCUGACCUAUCUGGGAAGCGACUUCUCAGUGUGGUUAAUUGUGGCCGUAACGACGGAACGCUUUAUCGCUGUCUGUUUCCCCCUCAAAGCGAGCGUUUUGUGUAGUGUUAACAAAGCACGAAGUAUCACGCUUUCUUUACUAUGUGCGUCUUUUUGCCUUAACUCCCACUUUUUAUGGACAGUUGAACUUUCAGAAGUGCAUUUGAAUUCGAGUGAUGUAGCAAAAUGCUCGCCUGGAAAUAAAUUCGACUUCUUCCUGACCGAGGUAUGGCCCUUAGUUGACGCAUUUACCUAUUCGUUCGUACCUACCUUCAUCUGCUCAGUGUUAAAUACUUUAAUCAUCCGAAGAGUAUUCAUUGCCAGAAAAUACCGCGGUCGUCUACAAAAAUGCAAUUCGGGAAGAAGCAAUUUACUUAACAAAUCCUUGCCAUCAGAAAGUACUAUAAAACUAACAAAGAUGCUCUUAGCUGUUUCUUUAACAUUUGUGUUGACUACCCUUCCCAACAGCAUUUGCAUUGUUGUUCAAAAUUACUGGAAGUUUGAUUAUAACAAGGACGUACUUCUCGGAAUUUCCAAUUUUGCUUUAGCGAGAACAAUAACGGAACAUCUGAUGUUCAUCAACCACUCCGUCAACUUUUUCCUGUACUGUGCCACAGGCAAAAAGUUUCGAAAGAGCAUGGAUCGAGCUCUCUGUAAACUGCGCCGAACAACGAAUCGUUCUUUUUCAGACAGCAACAUCCCUCAUUUGAUGAGCAGAGUGAGUUACACAACAGGCAGACUCAGUGUCAAUCUCGUCGUGUUUGAUUCCAAACUCUUGCAGAGAAGAACGACUAGACUUUAA